GAACUUGAUUCAAGUUCUCACCAGAAUUUCACAUGUCUUGAUCUUCAGUGGCCUCUAGUAAAAUUAUGGAACUCCUUGGGUCGUGUGCAAUGAAUUAUAUCAAAUAUGCUAUUGGGUAACAUAAGAAACCCACAGAACUCAGAAAGAAAAUGUUAUAAGGGUACCAUUAAAGGAUAUAUGAGAGUUGAUGUGUGGCAAAGAUCAAUACUACUGUCAUGUGUGUUUCAGUUUUAAUCUAUCUUACACUGUAAAAUUUGAGACAGGAACUUCCAUAUCUUUUCCCCUUGGGAGCCCUGCUUUAGUUUUUGUAGUGCAUCUGAGGGAACAGAAGGGUUAUCCAUAACAUCCAUAUGCUUCUCUGCUUUGUCUCAUCCCAGCCUGCUCUUCCUUCCACCUUCCUUAACUUGUGGAUGACUGUAUGUAUAGCAGCAGUGAAUGAGAUCACAGGAACCACUCUUGUUUUCUUUGUGGUGGACAUUGGUGAGAACUUAGCUCAUUCUUGACUUUGAGACAAGAAGUGGAAUUUGUUUGCUGGAGAACAUGGUCUGCUGAUUCCUCUCCUAAAUUGUGCAUCAGCUGGUAUGUUAACAUUUAAGUCUUCCUGCCAUCUCAAGCUCACCAACCUUUGAGGGGGCAAAUGAUGAUAACAGGCUUUUCUGAGACUCAGGUCUUUCUCUUGUGCUCAAGGCAAUGUGAUAGCUGAAAAUGCUUUUCCCAUUUGUCUCUAGGCUCUUUAAUUUCAGGGAUUGGUUUAUUCCUCUAUUCCCCACCCCCCAACUCCAAGCAAUUGAUAAACCCUCUCCUGCCCUACCAAACUUGCCAGUUUGAUUCUUUAGCAGUACUCAGGAAAAGCAAAAUUGGUAAAUGUGUGGAUGAUUAUCAUGCUGUUCCAUCUAAGUUUGUUAAAGAAUAAAGAUAUAAUUUCAUGUUUUUUGUUUGUUUGUUUGUUUACUGGAGGUUAUAUGGUAUAUGGCACCUCAGCAGUGUGCUGGGUACACUUCUUGAAGGGUCUUUCCACUCAUUAUGGUGGUGGGCUGUAGUGGUUAGAAGUACUGGACUGGGAUUAAGUGGAUCUGGGUUCUAGACCCCACAGCCAUGAGACUUAUUGAGAGACUUUAGGAAAGUCACAAACGUUCAGCCCAACCUGCCUUAUAGGGUUGUUGAUGGUAAAAUGAGGGUAAAAUGAAGAUGAGAACAGUCUUGUAAUCCACCUUGGAUUCCUUAAAAGAGGGUGGGGGGAAUGUACAUAAUCAUAAAUAGUGGUUCCUAGCAGCCCACCAUACUGCUCUGGUGUAGAUUUGGGGGAACUCUGUUGGUACCCACCCUGCAGUUGAUUGUGCAGGUAGCUUUAUUCAAAUCAGCAAGAUCACGUCAAUUCAAGUCAGUCUUAUUUGGGACCACUUCAUGCAUUUUCUAAACAAUACCCUUUAAAAUUGAAUAAGACUUUGAGAUGAGAUGUUUACUUUGUAAACUAGUUUGUGUGCUGCUAUUUUUUAAAAAAGUGUGUUGUACUGAUUUAAAAUUUUUGCAAAGAUUAAGCUCAGUUCAAUGUGAAGAUCCUAUGAUUGAAGUGAAGAGUUUGAUAAUUACAUCUUAUGGCAGUUUUAUCUCCAGUCUUAAGCUGGAGAAAACUUUAUUAAAGUAAAUGUAGUAAGACUCAUUAAACUAAAUGCCUCAAAGCUGGAAAAUUCAAUGUUCAGGCAUUCUUGUAUUUUAUAGCCAGACUUAUAUAUUUAAGUAUACAGAUUGUAUAGCUUGAAAACUAUUUUAUCACUCAUCUGAUAAAUUAAUGGAAACUGUUUAUGUUUAUAGUAAAGUAUAUUGUUCCUCCAGGGUGGAUUUGAUUUAAAUCAGAUUGUUUAACUUUAAAUCUAGUCUUACUGACUAGUGAUUUUAAAUCAUGACUUUCUGCAUAAUUUGCACGCAUGCCUGUCUUAUCCUUAGGUAGAAAAACUUCCUUAAAAUGUUCCCAAACUGGCCUCUCUUUUACAGUCUGCUGCCAUUAUCGGUUUUUCCUUCCAUGGAAAGAAUAAUAUGAUCAACCUCAGGCUAUGCACAAAAGGAUCCAAAGACUUGAGUAGUCUGUUCAAAAGGUCCACGAUGGGCUUCCUGGAACACUGGUGUCUUUAUUUGUAUCAGAUGUGCUGGAAUACAUCGAAAUCUGGGAGUUCAUAUAUCCAGAGUCAAAUCUGUCAACUUGGACCAAUGGACGCCAGAACAAAUACAGUGCAUGCAGGAGAUGGGAAAUACCAAGGCAAGGCUAUUGUAUGAAGCAAAUCUACCAGAGAACUUUCGAAGACCUCAAACAGAUCAAGCUGUGGAAUUCUUCAUCAGGGAUAAAUAUGAGAAGAAAAAAUAUUAUGACAAAAAUGCAGUUCAUGUCACCAGUAUGUCUUCCUCUGAUGCUGCUCAGCCUCUGGCAUCCUCUCCUUCUCUGCAAGCUGCUUCUGAGAAAAACAAAAUAGAGAAGGAAAAGGAAAAGAAGAAGGAAGAGAAAAAGAAAGAUAGAGAACCUGAAAAACCUUUGAAAUGCUUAGGAGUUGAAAAACCUCCGAAGAAAGAGGAUCAGCAGUUGGAGCUUAAAGCAAGUCCCAAGAAAGUGCCAGAAUCCACUGUUGACCUUUUGGGACUUGAUGGUCCUGCUGAUUCCUGUAUUACAAAUGGAAGCACCGUCACUCCUGCCACAGUACUAAAUGAUGACUUGGAUAUAUUUGGACCAAUGAUCUCUAAUCCUUUGCCGGCCACUUCUAUACCUCCUUCCCAGAGUGCUUCUACUAACCCUGUAGCUGCCACCUUAUCUGCUGCAUCUGGAGAUCUUGAUUUGUUCACUGAACAAACCAAAUCAGAAGAAUCAGCAAAGAAACAGCUCUCCAAAGAUUCCAUCUUGUCACUGUAUGGCACAGGGACUAUGCCACAGCAAACUGCUCCAGGUGUAUUCAUGGGACCACAGCCUUUGCCCUUUCCCACACAACCAUCAGGUCAUUUUCAAGGCUUUCCGGCAAUGGGAGUACCUGUGCCUGUUCCUGCAGCCCCUGCAAUGAUGGGAAACAUGAUGGGACAAUCAGUGCCUGUCAUAGGACAGAAUGCAGGCAUGAUGGUGGGCAUGGGAAUGCCUAAUGGCUUUUCUGUCACUACACAAACUGGUGGUUUAGGACUUGCUCAAAAUGUUGGAGGACCCCAAGGAACAAUGGUGGGACAAAUAGCUCCACCACAGAAAUUUGGUAUUCAGCAGAAUCAACAAACUCAGUGGAACCUUUCUCAGAUGAAUCAGCAAAUGGCUGGAAUGAAUCUGAGUAGUUCUACCAAUAUGAUGGGCUUUGGCCAGCCCCCAAAUACAGUGCCAGGAUGGACUGGAAGUUCCUCAGGCCAGACUCUCAGCACACAACUUUGGAAAUGAAAGCUGCAAUAGAAGUUUCAUCUGGAUCAGAGACCUGAUUGACAUUCCAUGCUCAAAUCCAUCUAAUUUCCCUGGUCUGUCAAUGUACGUUUCCCCUCUCUCCAAUCUCAGAGUUAUUCAUAUUAAGAAGUAAUUUUAACUGACCGUGUUGUGGUCUGUAUUGACUUAAAUUUUGAUGUAGUGAAAAGCAGGUUGAGAACACCCAUCAUCAGCAGCUUUUUCAUUCCACAAUACAUUUGAUUUCAUUAACCAUAUCUUUCAGAAGAGCUACAUGACCAACUACAUACUCCAGCUUUUUCAGUUAUAGAUCAGAUAUUUCCAUAUUAGAGAAAUAGAUAUCAUGUUAGUACUAUCUCCUAAUAUGUAAACUCCACCCUGCAAAUUGCCCAGUAAUCCUGUAGAAGGGACUAUAUGAACAAAUGUUAAUUAUAUAAAUAAGAAUAUUCAUGUAUCACUGAAGAAUGUUUUUCCUUGUGUAACAAUGAUUUUGUAUCAUUCAUUUCUCUGUGAUACUACAAUUAUGUGCUGAGCAGGGAAAGCGGUUAGUGAGAGAGAGAGAAAUCUGGAUGUCACUGUAGUUCUAUCAGUUUUCUUUACAUUUAGAAAUUAACAAUUUGGGUUUCCUGUAUUAAAAUAGGCAAUUUGGCUAUCAAUAUGUACAGAAGACUAAAUGAUACUGUACUGCAUACAUGCAGGGUAACGCACCUGGUUGUAUAUUUAAUUUAUCCUUACAGCUGUGUUCAGGUUUAUGCCAGUACUUGUGUUUACAUUUAUGGUGCCUCAUGUUGAUAAGCUGUUUCUUCCCCAUAUUAAAGAAUUCCAUAAACAUCAUAUGAUUAUUUCAUUCUAUAAGAUCUUUGUCCACUAUUCUUUAAUUCAGGAAGAAAAACUUUGAACAUCAAUGAUUUGGAAGCUCCCAUUAUGAAGGAUACAUGAACUGAAGCUUUACAUUUGUUUAGCUUAGUAACUUUUCAGUGUUUCACUGCAUUUAUUGGAUGUCUUGUAUAAAACAAAAAAGAAAUCUAAACUCUGAACAGAGAAACAGUAGUAAAAUGAAUCGAAGAAACAUGCAAAACAAGCAAAGGCAAAAUAAGUACAUCUUGAGCCAUCUGACAAAAGGCCUUCAUAUGGUAAAGGACUGUACAAUCUGAAUGUUCAGUUGGUUGGUAGGUAGAACUCUGAUACAUCCAUUCAUUUUGGCAUGGCCUACUUUUAUGGAUCAUACUUCAAUUUUUACACUGUCCAGGUGGUACUUUGGCUCAUUAGCUAGGUUUACCUUUUCUGUUCUAGUGUGCCAUACAAGAACCUGAAAUAAGUUAAAGAAAAGUUAAUUCACAGUUAUCCCAAAAAGAAAAGUUUCUGUGAUAAAAUACUGAAACUGAUACCUUUGUGCAGUUGUUGGCUUUUGGCUCCAGUUCUUCCACUGUGGUAAUCUGUCUCAAAAAAUCAGAUUCCUGCAUCCCAGGCUGAGAUCCAUGGCGUCUGAAGACCGCUUUAGGGUUGGAUAAAAUCACCUGAAGGCUUACAGCAAACCCUUUAUAAAUCAAAUAUUGUUAAACAAUUAAAACCGAACUUGCACACAUUUUAUGGUUUUCAUUUAGCUCUAGAAAUUAUCUACCUUUUGUGUUAAUUCACAUUCAGUUUACACAGUAUCAUGCAGUAGCAUAUAACUUACAUGGUUGCCUCACAUAAUUUAUGCAGCUUAUUUUUCAUGCAACAAACCACUUUUGUCUUAUUCUGAAAGGUGACUAGCUGUGCUCCUCCAGAUCUGUUGAAUUCCUUAUACAUUUUGUUACAGUGUAAACAAUAGCAAUGUAAGCACCUGGGAUUUCUGUAUAAUGAACAGCCUGCCUGGUGGUAAGAGGUGGGUUUUAAAAGGAAGAGACCUACUGAUUUUCCUUCCUCAAUACCACCUUUGUAAUUAAUUGCAAAUUAAAGUCUGAAGUGAAUGUAAUUGUUAAAUUAACUAGAGGGGAAAAUAAAUUUGACUUAAUAAAUCCA
Molecule: messenger RNA, 5398 nt
Organism: Varanus komodoensis (Komodo dragon)
Lineage: Eukaryota; Metazoa; Chordata; Lepidosauria; Squamata; Varanidae
Gene: SMAP1
Product: small ArfGAP 1
Exons: 11
Coding region: 2231-3397 (388 amino acids)
Biological process (GO): regulation of clathrin-dependent endocytosis
Molecular function (GO): GTPase activator activity; metal ion binding
Source: RefSeq, a predicted model, not a curated record